Jatropha curcas is the source of this 1041-nucleotide messenger RNA. Its product is annotated as embryogenesis-like protein. The record is from RefSeq and is a predicted model, not a curated record. NCBI's taxonomy places the organism in Eukaryota, Viridiplantae, Streptophyta, Magnoliopsida, Malpighiales, Euphorbiaceae.
UCGCCGUGCCUGCCCUCGUGUAGUCAGACCUUUUCAAGUAUUCAAUCGGCGCAUCCCAUGUUAUAUUCCUAAAAAAUGGGAGUUGUGUAGCAUUUUAGCUUUUCCCUCUGGUCUUUGCACCGUUUGCUCUCCCUCGCCCACUGUAAGAAUUGAAUUGAAAGACCGAGAAAAUGCAUAAAGGAUCACAGAUUUCUCUUAUCAAACUGUUUUGGAGAUACCCUUUUCAAUGUUCUCCAGAACCCAUAUUUCCGUUUUUGCUCGAAUCUCUCACACCGAUUUCAACCCGACUCGUUCAUGACUCGUUCGUAUCUUUGAGCCCCAAAUUUCUCCACUCUUCCACCUCAAAUCUCUAUACUUCCACCCAUUCACUUCACCAGAACCUCCACGAUUGGUCCUCGACUUAUAAGACUCGGAGAAAAUUCAGUAUUGAGUCGGCAGAUAACCCAGUUCCCGAGUUGGAUGUAAACAAAGAAGUGGAUAUGAUAAACCUUAAGUUUGCAGAAGCAAGAGAGGAGAUAGAGAUGGCCAUGGAGUCUAAGGAGACUGUUUAUUUCAACGAAGAGGCUGAGUGUGCUCGGGAUGCAGUGAGAGAAGUGUUGGACAUGUUUGAAGGGCUAUUGGGCAAAUUGCCAGAGAAGGAAAAGGCUGCAUUGCAGAGGUCAAUGGGGCUAAAGAUUGAACAAUUGAAAGCUGAGCUUCAACAAUUGGAUGAUUAAUGAGGUUGGUGAUAGUGGGCAUUGGCUUAAUUUUUAUUUGGUGCAUUCAAUUUUUUGUGUUUUGGAUGCGUUAUGUUCCAUGGGACCUUAUUGGAAAGAUUUCUUUUGUCGUAGAUAAUUAAGAGUAGUGGAAUAGAUAUUAUUUUGAAUAAUGAUUUAGGAUUUUGUCGUUGAAGUUUAAUUAUCCCUAUAUAUGAUUAGUCAUGAAAAAUUUUUACUUUUUGAACUUAAGGAUUUUGUUUUAUUGUAACAUUUUGGGAAUUAAAAACCGGUGUAUAAGACUGUUGAUGGUCAUAUGUUUCUAUUGUAGUCAUGCUUUGAUUGA